Boleophthalmus pectinirostris (great blue-spotted mudskipper) is the source of this 5478-nucleotide messenger RNA. RefSeq names its product thioredoxin domain containing 16 (gene txndc16). NCBI's taxonomy places the organism in Eukaryota, Metazoa, Chordata, Actinopteri, Gobiiformes, Gobiidae. The record is from RefSeq and is a predicted model, not a curated record.
AACAAUUUACAGAAAACAGCAUCAAGUUUGCAUGAAUGUGAGUGAAAAUGACAAUUUUUUUCCUUCAAAAUAAUCUUUAUAAACGUCACAAAAACGGUUUAACUCUAAAUUGGCGCUAUAUAUCAUCGCAUAUAAGCCUGUUUACGUUGAUCGAUGUUAUAAUCGGUAGCGUUUUACCCAGCACCCGCGAUCAUAUCUGCAUUGUUUAGGCCACUGAAACUGGUAUAGCAUUAAUUUGAAAUAGAAUAGGAAAUUGCUAUGCAUAAUUGUGGGCAGCUGAGCAUGUAUUUAUGGAAUAUAAUGAAAAAAGAAAUGAAAUAAAGACUGAAGUAUGAGAGAGAGUAGUAAAAAUGAAAUUUGAUCUAGUAGAGCUAUUGUAAAAGCACCCAAAUAAUAGAAGUUUCAAUGGUUUAUUUACGUUUUUGAGACAUAUUAAUGUGAUUAACCGGAUUUGAUUAAUUGUAUCAUUUUAAUUCAUUGUUAUUGCUUACUUGUUAUUUCAUUGUUAUUAUUAAUAGUAUUUUUGUAUGUAUGUAUUUAUUUUUUUGUUAUUAGCGUUUCAGUUCACACUCCUCAUCGGUUGGUGGCGAUACACUACUCGAAGACGAAGACAGUGUUGCCAGAUUGGGUGUAAUGAUUUCCGCACAAUCACGUUCGAAAACCCGCCCUCUUCAGCACAAAACAAAAAAACGCAAAGUUUUGGCACAGAAAACAUUUAAUCUUUGAAUAAACGUAUGUAAUCCAUUGUUUUUAAAAACAUUGUCAGUAUUGAGAAAACAUGUUAAAUGUAGAAUAGCAUUUUAAAUUAUCACAGAAAUUUUAUAUAAAAAUGUUGUAGGCUUUUUAAAAACAUUGCCAAUAUUGAGAAAACAUGUUAUAUAAAACCUUUGGUAAAACGUAGAAUAGCGUUUUCAUCACGCAUAAAAUGAAUCAGUCAUCAACGGUAGGCUAUAGCCUAGGCUACUGUGAGAACAGGUGGCAAACCCAGAGCCUGCCUACUCAUACAAUUAUACUGAAUCUCUGCAACAGCUGCCGGGGAGGUCUGAACGUAGCGGACGUCCAUUCAUUUCUGUACAGGUUGGAGCGCACCUCCAUAAAACUCAUACGGUUCCUUGCGUUAUUGCGUAUCGCGUUUUUAUUGGUGUGAAAAUAAAAUCCGCCCAAACUUGCUGAAAGUAGCCCAAAUAUUAUCUCAGCCUGAGUCUUCCCCUACUCAUCCGACGUAGUCAAAAAAAAAAAAAAAAAAAAAAAAAAAAAAGCCUGCCCGCCUAAUCUGGCAACACUGGAAGAAGAAGAAAUCGCAAUGCUCAUCGGCUGGUUCUGUGAGCAUCUCUCCGCAAAGCAAUAAAAACAAGAAUUUUAUAUUUUGUGGUCUUUUCUGUGACCAUGCAUUAAUCUGCACGUCAAUUACUGGUUCACAUCAGACUCUGCCUCAUAAACCAUUAUGGCUUCGUGGCUGUAUGCUGCUGUGCUCCUGCUGUGUACCAGGUCAGGAGGAUGCAUGGAAAAGGCCAAUAUCUCAAAUCUCAUUGAAUUCACAGCUGCAGAUUUCUAUGAUAAACUUUAUUCUGGGAGGAUGAUGUUUAUGUAUUUUGAAAGCGAAGUUCCUCCAUCCAUCUCCAUCUUCCUGGUGGAGUUGGAGAAGUCUGCUGAUGUACUUAAAGAUUAUGGCGUGCUGGUUGGUAAGGUCAACUGCAAUAAAGAGACAGUUUCCAAAUAUUGCUCAGGAGACAAAGUAUUACAAACAGCCUUUCUUUUCAGAAGCGGAAAGGAGUAUCUGAGUUUUAAUCUGGAUACUGUUUUUGAUGUCAAUGCCAUUGUAUCAGAAGUCUUAUUUGCAAUCCUGCGUGACGAGGUGAGAUAUGUCCACACUGACACUGACCUGUUGGCGAUGGAGAAAAGCGUCAAAGGAAAGAAGGAUAUUGUAUUAGGUUAUGUCAGCAGUCUGGGGACUCAAGAACACAGGUCAAUUAUGGAGACAGCGUUUGUGUAUGGAUCAAAAUACCAGUUUAUUCUCAUAACUGGAGGUCCUGUACUAAAACACCUUGGUAUAAGUAGUACAUCUCCCUCUGCACGAGUAUGGGUCCUGCACUGUAGAGAACAGAAGGCCACCAUCUCUGACCGAUGCCCUUUGACUCCAAUGAGAAAACCACUGUCCACUCUUAAUCUACACUCCUUCCUUCAGCUUGUUGACACUCCUUUACUGACCGAGAUGCAUGAAGACCCCUCAAAAAUACCACCAUCCCAACAUGUCCCUCAGGUUUUUUUGUUCUCACUUCCUGAAACUAAAGAUAUUGACAAGGAAACUGCUCACAUGUUGGCAUGGAAACUCCGAGGACUCGCCCAAGUGGUGCUCAUACACAGUGAAAGUCUUGCUGUUGAGACUCUUAAGCAAUACAAUGCUGCUUACAGGCUGCCUGGAAAGGCUUUAGAAUAUUUGACCUUACACAGCACUGAGGAGGUGUUGGAGCUUUUUCCAAAUGAGGACACAGAAAAAGUUGCUGAAACGGAAGAGUCAGAAGAAUUUGAGGACUUUUUUGACCAGUUGGACGAUGAAGUUGCUGCCUCUGUGUAUCGGAAACGAGCAGAGGAGCUGGACAUGGAUGUUUUCACAGUACUCAAUACGCAGAAUUUUCACCGUGUAGUAGCGCAAAGCAGCCUGACGGUGGCACUGUUCUACUUGAAACAGGAUGCUGUUUCAAAGGCUUUCCUUGAGCCUUUUGUUGAAGUAGCAGAAAGCCUGUUAGAUGCAGAUGUUGACGAUGUCCAGAUGUGUGCCGUGAAUUGUGGAGAGUGGACAGAUCUUUGUGCUGCACAGUCUGGCACAACCGAGCCGUUUCCCUUUCAGCCAAUCACAGCGUUCCCCGCUGUUAUGAUGCUCCGACCCCAAGAGCCUGCUCAGCGCUACAAAGGGAUGCUAUCAAGCCAGCUGUACCGUUUUAUCCUACUAAACCGUGUCGCUUCUCCUCUUGAUUUGAAUGAUGCUGAUAUAACUUUAUUUAUGAGUGGGGCCAUCCAUCCUGACCUACCCGGACACACUGUUGAUAAAGUCCUGGGAUUAUUCGACACACACUCACAUCCAGGUGCACCAGUGUUUAGUGGAGCAGCCAAAGCUCUGAGAGGAGAGUUGUUGACAGGACUGCUGACGGAUGAUCUGGCGCUGAAAUGGGCGUCUGACCUCAAAGUAGACCUCCCUGCUGUUUUGGUGUUUCCAUCAUGGCGGUCAGAUCAUUCCCCCUCUGUGCUCCCCCUGCCCCCCUCUAUAGAAGAGUUGACAUCGCAUAUAAAGACUGCACUGCUUCAACCCGUGCCUGAGCUAACAGUGGCCAACCUGCCCAACUUCCUGUCCCUGGGUAGAGGUCUGCUGCUUCUCUUUGUGGGGGAAGAGGAGGAUGAAAUCGGGCAGAGGCAGAACAAGGCGCUGGUCAGCGAGCUGGAGAGAGUGGUGGAGAUAGGAGGAGCAAAGAUGGAAAAAUACUUGCCCUGCUAUAUCCAUUUGGGGCGGACUCCAGCCGGUAUUGAUGUCCUUGGAUCAUACCUUGGCUCUGUGCCUCCUCUGCCCUCUCUGAUCCUUACCCACAAUCCAUCAGCAGCGGAAAUCUACCAGUAUCCUCCACGGCUACCUAUUACAGCUUCCUCUGUGCAUCAGUGGGUACAGAGGGUGGAGGAGGGUGGGGAGAAAGCAGCAGGAGUGUUGGGAGAGGAGAGCUGGCCUCCUGUUGCACCGUUUUUGGAUUUCCUGGCGAUAAUGGAUAAGGAGAACCCCUCUUUUGCACGGCAACAACUGCCCAAACAGGAAAUGGGUGAGGGUAAGUCCAAAGAAGAAGAUGGAAAGGUGAACAGUGCAGAUGAUGUGACAAUAGAAGAAGAAACCAAUCUACCUCAUACAGAUCCAAAGCAACACACUGAGCUUUAACUUCUGGGUGACAAAAAUAAGUCAUCUGUCAUCAUCAAUUACCUCAUAUUUUAUACUGUUUUUUAUAUUUUAUUUUUUUAUUUCGAAGUACAUGCAUCUUGAAUUUUUCACUGAAUUCGUUUCGUUUUGUAUUUUGAUGGACCAAGAACACUCUUUUAACAUUUCAGCAUUUUGGUUGGAGGUCCGUCACCUGAUUGUUUCUAUAUGUCAUUGCUCUGCCUGGAAUGUUCCAAAGUAUGACAUUAAACAGCUCUUCCUUACAUUCAUUAAAUUACAGGUGGUUUUAUAGCGCAAAAAUACCUUAAAAAAAAACAUGAAUUGUGACUGUGAGCGAGAUUGCGUCUCCACAGAUCUGACAUGUAACUUGGUCUGGCUUGGUCUCCAUAAAGAUAGAAAGGUUUAAUACCAUACUCAAAACAUAUUCCGGUUGUUCCGGUUGGUAGUAGUAGUCUAUUUUACUUCAUUGUAUUCGUGAAACUGAAGUAAAAGCAUUAUUCUCAUGUUUAAUAUGGGAUCUGCUUUUAGACCAAUGUGCCUUUAUUUAUUUAUUUUUAUUUAUAUUUGUUUAGUUUCUAGUAAAAUGAUAAAGCAACAAUAAAGUUUUAAAAGGGAAAAUCUAUGCAAUCUGAUUAUUAUUUAGAGCCAACAUUUCAGAUUGACCACAUGAAAUAUUCUAGUUAAAUAUUAAAGGAGCACUAUGUAACUUUUUGGUUUGGGGUCUGUCACCUGCUUGUUUCUAUGGAUAUGCCUUUGCUCUGCUUGGAAUGUUCCACAGUAUGACAUUAAAAAGCUUUAUCUUAUGUUUACUCAAUUACAAAUGGUUUUAUACCUCAGAAAUACCUAGAAAAACAUUCUGAAUGUGAGCGGGGUCGCCUCUCCACAGAUUUGACCUGUAACUUGGUCUGGUUAUGUUUCCAUGAAGACAGAAAGGUUUAAACAGUAACAAAACAAUACCAUUUCCAUGAAGAAAAAUAUUUGACGGACACAACACCAGAAAAGCUACAUAAUACAUCUUUAAGGUGUGCAUAGAAAAUAUAUUUGUUAUUUUUUUGGUGUUCCAAAAUUGUUAAUCACUGAAAAAUAAGGUUCAUCUGUGGUCAAAAUGUAAGUCUUAAAAUGUACCAACAAAAAAAUGAAAUAAAACAUUGUUAACAUCACGUAUUCACUUUUAUGUGUACAAGUCUCUCCAUGGCCGAGCACUGAAGUACAUCUGUGACAUGUUAGUGUCAUAUGAACCAUCUCACAUUCUGAGGAGCUCAGGGACCGGCCUCCUGCUGGUGCUCAGAGUCACGACUAAACAAGGGGAGUCAGAGUUUCAGGUUCAUGCAGCUAAAACCUGGAACAGUCUUCCUGAACAUGUGAGACAGGCCUCUUCUGUGACGCUGUUUAAAUCCAGGCUCAAAACAUUUCUGUUUGACUGUGCAUAUAACUGAAAGGUUUUCAUUCCGCACUCUUCUCUCCAAUUUAUGUCUCUCUUUUUUAAUUUUAAUCUUCAUGAUUAUUUAUGUUUUGAUUUGUUUUUAUUAUGAUUUUAAUGUAUUUCUUAUUCUGUAAAGCACUUU